Molecule: messenger RNA, 936 nt
Organism: Durusdinium trenchii
Lineage: Eukaryota; Dinophyceae; Suessiales; Symbiodiniaceae
Source: the annotation of a GenBank genome assembly
CGUGGAUUGAGCUCAAAGCAGAUCCGGUGCCACCAGGGGCAACAAGGGAUUUUCUGCCCGCAUUGCCAUAUUUUACCACAUGCUGUAGAGUUGGGGCUUCGGUGCUGUGCAGCGCUGCUUCCAUGGUGCGCGUCUUCAGCUUAAAUGGCAAGAUGCUCAUGGGUGAUUUUCCACUCAAAAACAGUCGAUUUACACACAUUGGGGAUCUCGCGGAUGAAAUUGCUGUAAUGCUGGAUGCGCCAGGCUGCAGUUUGGUGGGGAAAGCUGGAUCAAAGCUACCGUGCCAUCUUCUCAUCGAAGAUAGCGGUCUUUGUGAAGAAGACGAUAUCACAGCAGUGGCUGAGACAGUCGAUCCCUUGCUGGACAUGCUUGAGUUGCAAGAUUCAGAUGGAAACCUGGCCUGGGACAACCUGCAUGAACUUCACAUGGCAGCUCUCACAGCUGAGCAGAGACUGGUGGAAGUUGCUUGCGGCAUUGGUGCCCCUGGGCACCUCUGUGGUAUGCCUCUGCUGGAAUGGCCGGACAAGACGGUCCCACCUCCACCGAUGUUUUGUGAAGAUGGACCGAGGUAUUGUUCAAUAUCAAUGGACACACCUGUGAUCCACGCUGGCGCAAGAAUCUUGGUCUUUGAGGAAGGCGUAGCGGGCAAAGAUCCCAAGCCUAGGCUCUACUGCAAAGAUACGCCCACGACAGUGGCUGACUUGCGCAGCAUUUGCACUGAUCGGCCUGACUUGGCCUCAUUGAAGAGACAGGUGGAACAUAUAGAUGGCGAAGUGGUGCAUCCCACCAUCUCCGUGAUAAGCCACUCUCGCCAUGAAAUCUGCAUCCAACGAGGCCAUAGCAGGUACAACCUGGAAGAGAUGUGAGUCGCUCGGCAAGAGCUAGGGUUACACAUAUAUCCCGGCUUUAUUGUGGUGCCUGCGUGAGCAUUUGUGG